Messenger RNA from Macadamia integrifolia, 2072 nucleotides. RefSeq names its product transcription factor RF2b. Gene Ontology annotation, molecular function: DNA-binding transcription factor activity. Lineage: Eukaryota; Viridiplantae; Streptophyta; Magnoliopsida; Proteales; Proteaceae. The coding region runs from base 262 to 1434 and encodes 390 amino acids. Gene Ontology annotation, biological process: regulation of DNA-templated transcription. Gene Ontology annotation, cellular component: nucleus. The transcript has 4 exons. The record is from RefSeq and is a predicted model, not a curated record.
GUGAAAUAGCAACAUAAAAAUAUAAGAAAAAUGUGAAACGCAGGAACCUAGAUAUUUCCCUUUCUUUCCUUUGACGAACUAAAUCCAGCCUUAAUUCUUUCUACAUUUAUAACCUGAUCUCUCUCUCGCUCUUUCUUUCGCGCAUUGCAUUUACAAUGAUAGAGAAACCACAGCGAACGAGAACGAAACUGAAUCUCUUAUUUGGCUGAGACGACGAGAGCGACAGCAUUACAGCAACAAGAGGAACACAGAGACAGAGAAAUGCAAGAUCCUGCAAACCCCAACUCUCAGAAUACUCAAAAGUCAAAAGCAACGACAAUGCUUGGAAACCCUAGCAGCAGCCGCUCUCACCAUCGACGAGCCCACUCUGAGGUGAAUUUCCGAAUCCCAUUUGACAUAGAUCUCAUCAACGAUCCAUUCGAUGCGUCAACGGGAAGUUUCGAAGAGAUUGGAUCUGAGGACGAUCUUUUCUGCACUUACAUGGAUAUUGAAAAACUUGGAUCUAGAAUUGAAGAUUGCCCAGAGGGAAACAAGACCGGUGAUUUUCGAAUCAACGAAGAUUCUAUUGCUAACGCCGUAGGGAAUUGCGUGGGUCAGAGUAGCGGAGGAGGAGGAGGAGGAGGAACAUCAGAUGGUGCAGGAGGUAGUGGUGGCGCUGGAGAUGCACAGAAUGAGAACACCGUUGGUGAGAAGAGUGCGAGGCCUCGGCAUCGUCAUAGCAAUUCGGUUGAUGGGUCUUCGAUUUCGAGAGGGGAGUCUAUGUUUGAGGAAACGCUGGAGGCCAAGAAGGCAAUGGCUCCUGAUAAGCUUGCCGAGCUUUGGGCACUCGAUCCCAAGCGGGCCAAAAGGAUUCUAGCAAACAGGCAAUCUGCUGCUCGUUCAAAAGAGAGGAAGGCUCGUUAUAUCUCAGAGCUUGAGCGAAAAGUUCAGACAUUGCAAACUGAAGCGACUACUCUUUCUGCCCAACUCACAUUAUUCCAGAGAGAUACAACGGGCCUGACUACUGAGAAUGCAGAGCUUAAGCUUCGGUUACAAGCUAUGGAACAACAAGCUCAUUUACGUGAUGCCUUGAAUGAAGCAUUGAAGCAGGAGGUUGAGCGGCUCAAAAUUGCCACGGGGGAAGCAUCAAGCCCUGGUGAGACAUUUAGCUUGGGAAUGCACCACAUGCAGUAUGCCUCACCAUCUUUCUUCUCACUUCCGCAACAACCAGGUCCUGGAGGCCAUCAGAACAUUCAUUUGCCACAGUUCCAUCCUUCCCAGUCUAAUAUGGGAAACCAUCCCAUGCUUGCGGCCCAAUCUCAUCCCUUCUCAGACAUGCUGCAGCAGGACCAACUUGGCAGAUUACAGGGCCUUGAUAUCAGUAGCAGGGGCUCACAUCUUGUGAAGUCUGAAGGCCCUUCAAUAUCUGCCAGUGAAAGCAGCAGCACUUUUUAAAUUGAACUUGGUACCAUUACCGACCGACUGACCUACCAUUGGCCCCACUUCAUCUGUUAGAUUGUCCAUAGCUUGACAUCCAGUCAAUUACCCAAUCUUCUCUCAUUCUUUGUUUCAAUAUAAUUUAUUUAUUUGGCUCCAUUGUUGUCUUUCUUGAUGCUCAAAAUCCUUGUCGUUUAUUCUUGGGGUUAUCUAUCAAAAAGGGGAAAAUAAAAAAAAAAAUAAAAAAAAAAUAAAAAAAAUAAAAAAAAGAAGAAGAAAAGAAAAGAAAAACCUUGGGGCGUUUCUUUUUAAUGUAUUUUAUGUCAAGUUCCUGCAGUAUUUUUUGUGGCAGUUUCAGGUGUCCAUCUUCCUUUUUCCAUAUGUUAUCCAUUCUCCUGGUGAUUGAAUGGGAGAAAUCCCCACUGCCAACUCCUUGUAUCUUCAUUUUCUGUUGGUUUAUUUUCUCCCUCUUUUUUUUUUGGAACAAAGAUUCAUCAACCCUCUACUGAUUUAUGUAAUGAUUUGAUUUAUUGGAGUCGACUGGAUCCCUUUUAACUACAUUUUUGUAAUCUUGGAUUUGUUGGGGCCUAUUGGAACUGUAUGUUUGUCGUACUUUCCGAGUUAAGUUUAAUUAUUGGAGCUGAUUGAAUUGUUUA